AUGUCAGUAAUACUAAGCGUAGUUCCAUAUUUUGCAAUUGUUCUGGGUUUAGGUAUCUGGGCUUACAGGUUAAUAUACCACAAUAAUCUAAUACAAAAAUAUUCAACAUAUUUGCAUAUCCCCAAGGUGCAAAUCAAUGAAUACAUAGAUAAAAACUUAAAGCACUUAAACCUAAUACGGGUGAAAAUAGAUAGCAGUGAUGAGGUCAAUGAUGAUAAACCCAGUACUCUACAUAAUUCGAAAGUGAACAUGCUCAAUAGAAUAAUUGGAGUUGUUUUCAGUGUUACCCUUUCACUAAGUGUUGGCUUGAUACUAUUGAUUUUGCUUGAAUUGGGAGAUUUCUUGGACGCUGAUUCACGGUUGGGAUUGUUCAAAAUAACUAUUAACACAUUGAUUUUUCUACUAGUUAGUGUUGUCCCAAUUUUUAUCAUAAGUUUGUUGGCAAUUCAAGAUAUACUUCCAAAAACACUUCCAUCAGCAGGACUUGUUUCACUUCUAUAUGCUGUGUGGUUGUUGGUAUUACACAAAUGUGGCGACUUAACCCAGUCUUUUAAUCCAAGAGAUAGUGUAUCUCGUCAUGUUGUGGAGAAGGUAAUUAACGAAGUUUCGAUAGUGGGUAUUACAAUCUUGGCAAUACUUUCCGGAGUAGGGUCAAUUUCCACACCAUACAAGAUAUUUGAAAAGUACAAGGGGUUAGAACUGGAGUCUAAGGAUGUUAGUCAAAUGGAUAUAAACUCGGCUAUUCAGUAUUUUAAUAAUACAUCGUCGUUGAUAGCUAAGCGGAAAUCAGAACUCAAUAAAUUGCAAGUUGCAGCAGGUGGGACUGUGUACAAUUUGCCGAAUGAUUCCCAUAUGAUGCUCAAAUCUUCUAAGAAAUUAUCCUUACUUCAUAAAGUGCAAUCUUUUGCAAACAUUUCAAAAUACGAUAGUGAAGAGAAUGAACUAGUUAAAGAGAUUGAGUCCUUAGAAUCUCUCAAGAACACACUAUAUGAUGAUUUGGUCAAAUUGAUUUCAAAAUACACUUUGCAAAAUGAUCAGUACAAUGUAAGUCUUGAAAGACUUUUACAUUGGGGGAAUUUGUCUUUGGCAAUCUACUGUGUCUACCGUAUCAUUAAUGUGUUUUUAGUAAAGCUUCCGUUGUUAAUUUUUUAUGGUGAAGAUUACUAUAGUGUCAGCUCAACGGUAAUUGACUCAAAUGAAGAGGCACCUUCAAGUAAAGAUGCAUUGGCAAUCACAUUGUCUAAGGUUAUCUUGUCGGUUUUUCGUAAUUUACCAGUCUCGGAAGCUCAGUUGGUAAAUCAAUUGAGUUUUAUCUUAUCUGCAAGUUUAUUUGUUUGCUCAUUUUCGAAUGUGUUAACUACGUUCAAGUCAUUUAGCAGAUUUUUCCCUGGUCAUUCUAGUUCUGAAACAACGAAAAAUUGGCUCAAACAUUUGAUUGUUGCUGAAUUAGUUGGAGUCUAUGUGAUUGCCACGGCGUUAUUGAUUAGAACCAACUUACCUGCUACUUUAUCCAAUCAGAUAUCAAAAAUUUUGUCUCUCUCUGGGAGUGCCGCGAGAACUCCAAACGCUUCUAUUGAAGAAGUGGUUUUUAUAGAUAAUUGGUUUGAUAAGAUAUUUGCGAUUACGUGUGUGAUCACAAGUAUGGUCAUUUUUAUGAAAAGAUUGCUUGACGAAGAUAGACUAAAUAUAGAUAGUUCCUCUUAUGAUGAAGAGCUGUUUAUAGAAGAUAGUGGUUUAAAACUAGCUUAG
Molecule: messenger RNA, 1749 nt
Organism: Candida dubliniensis CD36
Lineage: Eukaryota; Fungi; Ascomycota; Pichiomycetes; Serinales; Debaryomycetaceae
Exons: 1
Coding region: 1-1749 (582 amino acids)
Cellular component (GO): membrane
Source: RefSeq, a predicted model, not a curated record